CCAGCAGACAAGCAUAACACAAGACGACAGGUAACUGCACUAGAAAGACACACUAUAUUCAACAACCAGUGGAAUACACCGUCAUCUGUGCAUGCAGCAAACAGACCACAGGUGUGUGCAGAGGCAUGCAAAGACAGACGUUCAGUUAUGACCUAAUGUCAGGGCCUCCUAAGUGCUGCAUCUGUCUGGAUGAGUUCACCAGCCCUGCUUCCCUCCCCUGUGGACACUGCUUCUGCCUGGGCUGCAUCGGCGAAUACUGGAGGAUCCAUGGGGCCUGCCAGUGCCCCCUCUGCAAGGCCAUUUUCCCCACCAGGCCACAGCUGAGAACGGACCAAACGCUGCGUGCCGACGCCCCCACAGAGGAAGCAGCUGCGCCUUUAAAAGCCGGAGAGGUUCCCUGUGACUUCUGCCCACGAAAGCACAGAGCAGUGAAGUCCUGCCUGGACUGCAUGGCCUCAUACUGUGCCGCUCACCUGGAGCCACAUUACAUUAAGCAGCUGAACAGGUUCUGUCGGAGCGAUCAAACGUGCAUUUGUGCCACAUGUGCCCAGACGGACCACAGGCGCCAUCACAUUAUUUCUAUCAACAGGGAAGCCAUAAAGAAGAAGGUUAAACUAAAACGGACGAGGGUGAAACUCCAACAAGCCAUCCAAGAGAGACUGAGCAAAGUCGAGAAAGUCAAGCUCUCCGCAGACCUCGGCGGAGAGCAUCCGAAAGAGUCACAGGUACAGAGCAAAGAUCUCAUCAGACAGCUGGAGGAGGAAAUCUCCGAGCUGCAGAGGAGGAGCUCUGAGCUGGAGCAGCUCUCGCAGACUGAAGACGACCUCCACUUCAUACAGAAAUUUCUACACACCGCUUCAACUUAAUGAUUGGACGAGCAUGACGACGACUGACCCUCAAGAGCGCCGGAACAACGUUUUUUAUUCUUUUCUAGAAAAGCCGAGCUGGAUGCCGUGUUUGCUUCAAAGGAACAACUCAGCCUUUUGGGGAAUAUUCUUUUUUCGCUGUCUGGUUGAGGGUUAGAUGAGAAGAGUUGGCUGUUUCCCAGUUUCCAGUCUUGAUGCUAAGCUAAGCUAACCAGCUGCUGGCCUUAUAUUGAAGACCGAUAUGACAGCAGUAUUGACCUCAUCUAACGUUUAAAAGAGCAAACACUGUAUGUGCAAAUGAAAUAUUAGUGAUUUGUACAAAUUUAAAGAAACAGUAAAUCUCAAGAACUACAAUAACUGCUUUAGACCAGUAAAUCAAAAUAAACUGAACUUUUGUGUUGUGGGCAUUAAUUGAGUAUGUGUAGCAUGAAUGUAACUUAUGCCUGGGUGGAUGAUGUAAUUUAUUUUUUUUGCACAAUGUGAGCUUACAUGCACUGUAUUUCUGUUUUGUUUCUUGGAAGAAUGAAUAAAAUG
Chelmon rostratus (copperband butterflyfish) is the source of this 1400-nucleotide messenger RNA. Its product is annotated as E3 ubiquitin-protein ligase TRIM47-like. Gene Ontology annotation, molecular function: zinc ion binding. The record is from RefSeq and is a predicted model, not a curated record. NCBI's taxonomy places the organism in Eukaryota, Metazoa, Chordata, Actinopteri, Chaetodontiformes, Chaetodontidae. The coding region runs from base 126 to 866 and encodes 246 amino acids. The transcript is spliced from 4 exons.